Molecule: messenger RNA, 1675 nt
Organism: Athene cunicularia (burrowing owl)
Lineage: Eukaryota; Metazoa; Chordata; Aves; Strigiformes; Strigidae
Gene: NMUR2
Product: neuromedin U receptor 2
Exons: 4
Coding region: 187-1380 (397 amino acids)
Biological process (GO): G protein-coupled receptor signaling pathway
Cellular component (GO): plasma membrane
Molecular function (GO): neuromedin U receptor activity
Source: RefSeq, a predicted model, not a curated record
GUUAGAACAGCAAAACCUCAACUGAAGCCAGGCAAACACACUCACAUCUCUCAGUGGCUUUGAGCAUCUAGGUCUGGCAAGAUAAGACCCCUCCUCCCUUCCUCUCUGCAAAAAGUGAGCAAACUAGCACAGAGAAUCUUAAAGAAGACUUGAUCUCAGCUGUGAAACGUUUCAGAAGAUCCAGUAAUGGCCUGGGUCAGCAGUAAUAUCUCCUGGUUUAAUCACUUUGCUCUACAUGAAGAACAUUUUAGGAGGUACUUAAACAGCACUGAGGAUUACUUAGCCUUCCUAUGUGGGCCCAGACGGAGCCAUCUGUUCUUGCCUAUGGCUUUAGUGUACACCCUGAUCUUUGUUGUUGGGGUGGUAGGUAACUUCUUAGUCUGCCUGGUAAUCCUCAAGCACCGGAACAUGAAGACCCCGACCAAUUACUAUCUCUUCAGUCUUGCUGUCUCAGACCUCCUCGUGCUGCUUUUUGGGAUGCCACUGGAAGUCUACGAGAUGUGGAGCAACUACCCCUUCUUGUUUGGGCCCGUUGGCUGCUAUCUGAAGACAGCACUCUUUGAGACGGUGUGUUUUGCCUCCAUCCUCAGCGUGACCACGGUCAGCGUGGAGAGAUACAUUGCCAUCCUCCAUCCUUUCCGUGCCAAGCUGGAGAGGACUCGCAGGCGUGCCCUGAGGACCAUCGUGGUGCUCUGGGUCUUCUCUGUCCUUUUCGCCCUCCCCAACACGGGCACCCAUGGCAUCAUGCUGCAGUAUUUCCCCAAUGGCACCUUGGUCCCUGGCUCUGCUAUCUGCACUGUAGUCAUGCCCAUGUGGAUCUACAACUGUAUUGUCCAGAUUACUUCUUUUCUCUUCUAUGUGCUGCCCAUGGGGGUAAUAAGUGUGCUGUACUAUCUGAUGGGGCUAAGAUUGAGAGGAGACAGAUCUUUGGAAGUGGAGGAAAUGGCUGUGAAUGUUCAGAGACCAUCCAGGAAAUCAGUUACCAAGAUGUUGUUUGUCCUCGUGAUGGUUUUUGCUGUCUGCUGGGCUCCAUUCCAUAUAGAUCGACUUUUCUUCAGCUUUGUUGUGGAAUGGACUGAGCCCUUGGCUAAUAUAUUCAACCUGAUUCAUGUGGUGUCAGGUGUUUUAUUCUAUCUGAGCUCUGCCGUGAACCCUAUAAUUUACAAUCUGUUGUCCCAGCGCUUCAGGAUGGCUUUCCUCAGUGUUAUCUCUCCUUGCUGCAAGCACUGGGCCCCUAACCAUCCCACCAGCAGGAUUCCUGCCCAGCAAAGCAUCUUCGUGGUUGAGGACCACAACCUUGUGGACUCUGCUGAAGACACAAGUCUCCCUGGCACCCACAGGACAUCUGUCAGCAGUUCUCAGCUCUCCACUGGUCUGUGACUUUCCAUGUUGUAAUCCAGGUGAGAAAAAAGCUAAAGAAAAGCUAAAGAAACAAAAAGAGAAAAGACCCUCCUAAAGGGUGGGUCAGUGAUUUCGGCAAGAAGAGCUCACAGACAUGUCUUUUUGAAUGAAUGAAGGAUGAGACAGUAAUUAGCAGGUGGUUGAAAAGUAUUGUUUUACUCUCAAAUUAAUAGGAGGGCUGGAAAUCUCAGCUUACUGGCUGCAAGCUAUACCAGCAAAGAGCUGCUUUACAAAAAUGAGACCCACUCCCAGUAUUACCAGCACAGGAGAGAGA